Messenger RNA from Soboliphyme baturini, 952 nucleotides. NCBI's taxonomy places the organism in Eukaryota, Metazoa, Nematoda, Enoplea, Dioctophymatida, Soboliphymatidae. The record is from the annotation of a GenBank genome assembly.
AAUAAUAGUGCACUGUUUAUUUUUGUUUAGUUUAUAAAACGUAGAAUACUGGUUACUUUUAGCCUCUGCGCGUGAAAGUGGCGUGAACGACGAGGAAGCGUUGAAAGUUGAUUCUGCUGAUACAUUUAUCUCCACUCUGACUACCGUUCUGGAAGACGUUGUAGGCGAAGGAGCCCGGUUCUGCUACUUGGUUUUGGACCAUGUAGAAAGGCUAAGGUUUUCGUUGUACGAAAAUCUUGCUGUAUUGCUCAAUAUUUCAAAGUUUACAAACGUUAAUACGUCCCUGAUCUCUAUAAGUCAGCUGCCCUGGUCGAAGAUAUGCUGUCGAACUGGUCUGGUUUCUGACUGUCUGCAGAUAUGUUUGCCUGCUUAUGAUAAAGAUGAACUGCUCGCCAUUCUGGUGUCCUCUUGUCCUGAAGGCGUUGGAUUGGAGGCGUACAGAAUUUAUGCGAAGAUAAUCGUUGACGUUUUCUACCAGUACACGCGGAACGUGAAGGACUUGCAUUUCAUAGCGAUAAGGCUUCAUAACCGAGUGGCAAAUGUACCUCAGCUCGAACAAAGCAAAAAAGAGCAGUGUGCGGCGGCCAUGUGGCGAAAUCUCAAGCCUCUUCUCGAUGACAUCCCGAGUCAACUCUAUUUUCGCAUCUGUGCUCAAAAUUGCCUUGACCGAAAGUUGGUUUCUUCACUGUUUAAUAUGGAAUUGCCUUUCUUCACGAAGUAUCUCUUGACUGCCGCCUACAUCGCGUCCUACAACCCGGUUUCUUCGGAUAAACGCUUUUUUCUGAAAAUUGCGACUCUGUGCCGUUUGAGGUUGGUGAACCAGGUGUCGUCGACUACUGUUCUCAGCGUUGCUAAGUACAGAUGUAUGGCUCCUUUCGAAGUAGUUCGACAGGUUGCCAGCACUGUCAAAAUCGAUUUGGUCCAGUACUUAUAUGACUACGUACUGAAAUAG